AUGUGUGCAUUGGAAAACGUGAGAAUGUCAAGUGAGGAUUGUGAAAUGUGGCAAGAAGAAGCAGCAAUGAUUGUGGAUGUUCUAUCGCAUGAACAUAUCAUAAAUCAUCCGUUUUUAGAGCCCUAUGCAUUUCUAAUUGAUGAUUAUAAAGUUGCUGCAAAAGUUUCGGAAGAGGAUUUGAUUCGAAUGUAUGAUGAAUCGACUAUUUUGCAGAUUCGAUUGACAAAAGCAGCGAGAGUAAGGAGAAGGCAUUUGAUUUUCCAAACAAAAAAAAGAGAUUCACGAGAAUCAUUGUACAACAAAAAUUCAAAAAGUCAAAAUUAUGCCACGUUGAUUUUUUAAAAUGUAGAUCAAUAUUUCGAAAAAAAAACGUUUUCCUGAAAUUUUUUCGAUAACAUUUUGAAGUUAAAAUUUUUCACUUCAAAAUGAAUUGCAACAACUUUGAUACGUGGAUUUCCUUUUUUUCUGAAUCGAAAAGAACAAAACUUUUUUCUGACUUGAAAAAAACUCACGUGGAUUUUCAAUUUCCAGACAAUAAAUAUUCGAUGUUUUGUUCUUCAAAUGCAAAAUGUUUGGACAGAAAUCGAAAGAAGAAUUCGAUCCUUCAGAAACUCUUUGAAAAUGGCAAUCCGUCGAAAAUUCACAACAAAUCUCAACAAACUUUUACACGAUUUUCGAAAAUAUGAUCGAGCUCUACAAUAUCGAUCAAUUGAUCCAUCAAUGAUGUUGAAUAAUAAAUCACAAGUCGAUUUUAUGUUGGAAAAUGAGAUUUAUUCAAGUGUUCAACAAUUUGUUGAGAUUUAUGACAAGGUAUUUGAGAUAACUCAACAUGUUUCAUUGGAUACAACUCAAUUGGACACACUUUUGAAUAUUGCUUCGUUGAGAUUGUCAUUGGCUCAAAGUAUUAAUGAUCAUGCACAUUUUUUUAAUAAGAGGAUUUCGACUUUUUUGCAUUUUGUACAGGUUUGUGAGGUUUCAAUAGUUUUGGAAAACUUAAAAAAUAAUGUUUCUUGAGAAUUUUUCAGAUAUUAUUAAUUUUAAGAAUUUUUUAGAAAUGUACUGUACUGAACUACAUUUCCCCCGUGUUUGAAGUUUUUUGUUAAGAAAUUUUGCCACGUGUUUUAUUUUUGGGACCGAAAAUUCUGACUUUUCAAUACUUCCGAAAUUUGAAAAGUAAUUUUUUUUUGACACGUGACCUUCUCGAUUUUUUUUUGGAAAAUUUCGAGAACUCGUCAUUUUUUAAUUUAGAAAUGCUAGAAAAAAGUGAGUUGAUUGUUGGUCCCAAAAAUCCAAAAAAAAAUUCUGCUUUGAAUUCGAUAUUCAUCAGUACAAAUAUUUUUUUUCAAAUUUCGACAACUUCCAGAAAAAACAAUCAAAAGUGAUGGCAAAUGUGCAAAAAGCGAUGGAAAAACUAAAAAUCGUUCAAACGAUGGCAAAUCCACAAGAAGUUUCGCAAUAUUUGGCUCAAAUGGCAAAACUUCGACCAAUGUUGGAUAGUUUGAUUCGAGAAAUUGAGGAUUUGAAUAAAUUUGAGAAAGCUGUUGAUGCACAGAUUUCAGAUGUCACAAAAAUGAAACAAUUUGUGGGUGAAAUUGAGAGUUUGGAAAGUUUGUUUGUGGCGACAAGUGGAUAUUAUCAACAUGUUAAGUGGGUUUGGGGAGCAGGAAAGGUUCGGGGGGUUUUUGAAAACUUAAAUUUUAUAUCAGUGCAAAAUUUGGAGCUGGACAAUACCAAAAAGUUGUAAGUUUUCAGCUCAGAAAUUAAAAAAAAUUGAUUGUCAGCAAUAUUUUCCUAUUUACAAUCAUGAAAAAUUGACUGUUUCAAAAACUUCAAUUAACUUUUUUGAAACAGCUUUGGAUAUUGUUUGA
This is a messenger RNA of Caenorhabditis angaria, 1868 nucleotides long. NCBI's taxonomy places the organism in Eukaryota, Metazoa, Nematoda, Chromadorea, Rhabditida, Rhabditidae. The record is from the annotation of a GenBank genome assembly.